UAGACGAAGAAGACGCUCAGCCUGACUUCAGGAGAAAGUACUGACAGAUAAUGUACCAACUUUUGUAAAUAUAUAAAAAAAAUACGCGUUGUGUAACGCAGCGAUUUUAUUUCAGAAGGCUGUGUGUUGUUUACGUUUAAAUCAUACCGCUGGAGGGUGAAUUAAAGUCGCCAUUUUGCCGGUUUUCUCCUCGGGUUAGCAUUGUGGCUAACAGGUGAAGCUAGCUGUACGGGAGUUGGGACCACGCUUCCCUGCAGCUGACUACCCACACCGGUCCGGCGUGGUUUAAUGUUGACGUGACCGGUGUAAUUUAAUGUCAGUGUAGUUUAGUCCUGCUGCCCUCUUCCUGUCGCCGGGGACUUCAUGUUUAACCACCUCUCCGCAGCUCUCACAUUGCUCCCCCGCUGCUUACUCACCGCCUCAGCAAGGACUCUGACCGGAGCCUGCCGCCUCCUCGGCAGGAUGGAGCCGGCUGUGGUGAGGUGUCUCCCCGGGGAGCCCAAACUCACCAUCUCCUUCUGUCUGGACGGCGUCAACAAACAAAUGCUGAGGGACCAGGACGAGGCGCUGGGCAAAGUCCUGGCCCGGAUCUCCAACGGCAUCGCCAAGAGCCAAGGGAAGGCGAAGAAGUCGAAGAAGAAGAAGGGACAGCAGCCGUGCGAGACCCCGGAGCCCACCGUGGUGAGGCUGUGCUAUGAUGGGGAAGAGGUGCUGGACACAGUGCUGAACUCGGAGGCGUGGCAGGACGGAGCCGUGCUGCACGUGGGAGAUGUCAAAUACUCGGUGCAGAGGAACGCUCCCACUUUCACCAGUGCUCAGCUCCCAGUGUCUCUGCUGGCAGGGUUCCCAGUCUGUCCCAGUCUGGAGAUAGAGUUUGGGAACCUCCAGGACUGCGAGUACACGUGGUAUAAAGAAAGAACCCCAAACACAAGCUCUGAAGCUGCUGGAGAAGUUCCAGAUCAGGACAGCAGUUGGACAGAGGUAGGAUGUGGAAGAGUCCACGUCCCGUCCAAUCAGGACAUCGGCUGCAGGCUCAAACUGCGCUGUACACCCAAGGAUGGAGAACGCAGUGGUCUCGCCAAGGAGCUGGUCUCUGUGGGAACUGUGGAGGCAGGACCAGGCGUGUGCACGUUCGACAACCGACACGCGUACACAGUGAAAGAGGCGGAGUGGCCGGCUGUGAGGGUGGUGUCGUACAACAUCCUCGCUGAUAUCUACGCCCAGACAGAACUGUCCAAGACGGUGCUUUACCCAUACUGCCCCCAGUAUGCCCUGCAGCUGGACUACAGACAGAACCUGAUCAAGAAGGAGCUGGCCGGAUACAACGCUGACAUCAUCUGUCUGCAGGAGGUCGACAAAGGGGUGUUUGUGGACAGUCUGACUCCAGCUCUGGAUGCCUUCGGUCUGGAUGGUGUUUUCAGGAUCAAGGAGAAGCAGCAUGAAGGGCUGGCCACUUUCUACCGCAGGUCAAAGUUUCAGCUGCUGAGCUCCCAUGACAUCGUGCUGAGUGAGGCAUUGACCUCUGACCCCAUUCAUUCUACGCUGCUGGAGAGAGUUUCUGCUAACAGUGCCCUAAUGGACUUGAUAGUGAAGAGGUCCACCACACUGCAGGUCAGUGUGCUCGAGGACCUGAAUAAACCAGGCAGGAAGGUCUGUGUGGCCAACACUCACCUGUACUGGCACCCGAAAGGAGGGAACAUUCGCUUGGUCCACAUGGGCGUGGCUCUUCAACACCUGAGUCAUGUGAUCAGCAAAGUCGCACCUGGAGCCCCUCUGGUCUUUUGUGGGGACUUCAACUCCACCCCUAACUCAGGUGUGUUCCAGCUGCUCAGUGAGGCGGUGGUUCCUCUGCAGCAUGCAGACUGGAGCAGCUCAGGGCCGGAGGAGUCCUGCAGCAUGGAACUGCUCUCUGCCUUCCCCCCUCUGCUGAGCGCCUGCAGCCAGCCGGCUUACACAAACUACGUGGGAGGAUUUCACGGCUGUCUUGACUACAUCUUCAUACAGCCUGACAGCAUGCAGGUGGAGCAGGUGAUUCCUCUGCCCAGCCACCAGGAGGUCACCACCUAUGAGGCUCUGCCCAGUGUGGCUCAUCCCUCUGACCACAUCGCCCUGAUCUGUGAUGUGCGCUGGAACCUCUGACCUCAGUCCAAAAGACACUAAAGAACCAGGCUGUCAGUUUCUCCUUCAAGUACAUUUAAAUGUUAUAUUUCUUUAUACUUGAAUGAAAUCCGAGCAUGGAAACGUGUUCCUGCAGGUUUACUGGAUGUAUUUACUGAAAGACUGUUUUAAAUCACUAAAUUAAAUGCUGUGUGCAGUUCAUGUUGUAUUAUUUAAAGUACAAUAAUUAAUUUCAAUCACUGAUAUUCAGUGUUUGGGUUGUUACUGCAUUAUCCCACUGAGCAAUAGACGGAUAUUAGACGUCUAGUUAUUUUUUAGACCUAACUUCAACCGUCUAAAUUCCGUCUAUUUUUAGAUGGAAUUUAGACAUUGCACUUUAAUCCAGUAUUCGAUAACUAUUAAUUAAAAAAACAACUUUAAGGUGCAUAACUGAUCUCCAAAUACUUAACUAAAAUAAUAAUGAUAGCCGUUGAGCGAUAUACAGUGUAGUAUAGAUAUAGUCGAGAUUUAGACGUCUAAAAAAACUUUCAUUUCUAUACCCCUGAUAGACCAAUUUUAGACUAGACGUCUAAGGAACAUUUAGACGUAUAUUAGAUGUAUAAUAGACCUAAAAAUGCUCGGUGGGAUGCUUUUUAUUUUUCUUGAAAUAAUUAUUUGGUUGGGACAUAAAAUACAGAAAAGGAAGCUGCACUUCCGCGCCAUACUAGGUUGAUAAUUAUUGGUAAUCUGAGCUCAUGUUACCAACAGAAUAAACUCACUCACCCUCUAAAACAGCUGUUAGGACACUGGUGUCAAUACCCAGUGACAUGGGUAAUAAAGAAACAUUAAUAUUGUAAUAAAAGUGUUUAUUUUUACUUUUACAUCACAUUAAUUUUGGCCUAACAAGUUGCUCAGUGGUCCUUUUAGUUUUUUUUAAAUAAAGUUUGGGUCUACAGCACUGAAGUCCACGCAUUAAUUAGAUUUUUAACUCAUUCAUGUGCAUUCUGUUUUUUUUUUCCUUUUUUUUUUCAAGUAUAUUUAUUGACUUCUUUUUACAAACUGUAUCGAACAGCUCAGCACAACAUUGGUCUCCUCUUUAGAUAAGAAUUCAAAACAGCAAUACAAUCCAUAGGUGCAGUGUCUAUAAGUCAAUCAAGCAAAAUGUUUGCAAGUGUUGAAGCCACAGUAUUGUUUCAGAAACUGAGGUACGGAGUCCAUAUUUUAAUGAGUCGUCCCUUUGUGGAGUGAAUCAAACAGGUCGGGUAUUCAAGAGGAAAAUGCUCAAUGAUUAUCUUGUGCCAGUUUGUCACUUAUCCAUGACAAAAAUGUGUUUUCCUCACAGCAUAUGCAAGAAUAUCCUACAAUCUGCUCGACAAACCAACAGUAGCAUCUUGAUGCGGGUGACCCAGAAGUAAAGAGACAGGAUUCAUACACAAAGCAACACCCAUAUUUUCUGAUAUCGUGUAGAAUGUCUACCCAUAAUGCUUGAAUUUUAGGACAGAACCAGACACCAUGUGUAUGAGUUCCUACUGAGAUUUUACAUUUUAUUUUGCAAGUGGUGCAGGAUUUACGCAUUCUGUUUUCAAGUCUAAUAUAUUUCCAGUAACACGUAAAGGCAGCACAAGAGGAUGUGAUUUUGUCUAUGGAUGACGUGACUGAAAAGUAAGGUGCUUUCAUUUCUGGUGACUGUUUGGGUCAAUUUAUUCUCUUCUGGGACAAAAUAAUCACCUGGGACACAUCUCAUAACUCUAUAGAACUCCAUUCCCCUUAUAGAAGAAAAAACAGCUGUGAUGAUAGAAAUUACAAAAUUAAAAAAAUAUUAAAAAAUAUACUUUAUUAUAAUUUAUUAGAAAAUUAAUUGAAAAAUAAUUAUAAACAAAUAAAAAUUAUACAUAUUAAAGUAAGUCAAACGUUUUGACUAAAUGUAUCAAAAUUGUGAGAUAUUACCUCAAAACUUAUUUUUAUUUUUUAUUUGUUACCGGUACUUCCCACCCUACCCCUGGGGUAAAUCAACAUUUUGAAGUUUGCACUUCCAACAGCACUUAAAGGCAGCACGAGACCCGGGGAAUGUCUCCAUGGAUACCAACAAAUAUGUUAAAGUGGGUGGAGAACCGGAAGUAGGUAAUCAGCUGUCAAACCGCUGAUGUAUUUUUCAUUCAUAGCUUGUAACUGUAGCUCGUAGAAUGCGGUGAGUCCACCCUCUGUCGCCACGCUGUUUUUCUCUGAUAGGCCAGAAGUCGCGAAGAGGCGGGACCACAGUUUGUGGGACAUACCAUUAACGUCUUAUGAUAGGGGGCGCAGGUUAAAGUUUAAGUAAAAUAGACAGAAUGGGUUGAACAGUGGUGACGAUUUUUACUCGAGUAGAUAAUUAGGAUUUAAUAUAAGAUCCUACACGUUGUUUCUGUAGAAUGUGGGGAGAUCUGUGUUUUCGGGUGAGACUCAGGUGGAUUGCGACACCCCCGAGUCAGUGACAGCUGUGAGAGAAGGAGCGUCAAGUUCGCCAAAGUCUGCCAGGAUGACCGGAAACUGGGCGAUUUGGCCUUAAAGAUAAAAGCAUGAAUAUUUAACCUUCUCUACAUGGUACAGUCUUAAAUAUCUGUUCAAUUUAAAAAUGUAAAAACUUUAGAUAUGACAUAGAGAUUACAAUAAUAACACAAAAGAUGACAUUGUGCAGCAGAGGAGGUUGAUUUUAGAUUUACAAGGUUGUUUACUUUUAUUUUGUGUUUGGGUGAUUGUAAUUUAUUUUAACUGUAAUUAGAUUUUGCUUUAUUGCAUGGCAUAUUUGUGUUGCAUAUUUUAAUUUUCUAGUAGUAGGUAUCAGAUCCCCCUUUUUUAUUCAAGACACACUAAUAUAUAUUUAGCAGUGAUAACGUAAUUUGUUUUCUGAAGGAUGUUGAAAAAUGUGUGAAAACUAUGUUCUAAUUCGACUCACAAAAAGGCUAUAAAGUGCUAUAUAACUGUAUGUUUAUAAUAUUUUUGUAUUGUGUGAUUUACAUC
Messenger RNA from Epinephelus fuscoguttatus (brown-marbled grouper), 5094 nucleotides. RefSeq names its product phosphodiesterase 12 (gene pde12). The transcript is spliced from 8 exons. The coding region runs from base 364 to 2139 and encodes 591 amino acids. Gene Ontology annotation, biological process: nuclear-transcribed mRNA catabolic process, deadenylation-dependent decay. Gene Ontology annotation, cellular component: mitochondrion. Lineage: Eukaryota; Metazoa; Chordata; Actinopteri; Perciformes; Serranidae. The record is from RefSeq and is a predicted model, not a curated record. Gene Ontology annotation, molecular function: 3'-5'-RNA exonuclease activity.